AAACGGAGGCGGAUGCGGCAGCCGAGCAUCAGCUGCAUGAAGACGUCAGACAGACCGGAAAUGGACCGCCCUGUGGACAGUCUUCAGUGGAGUAAGCGCAGUAAAAGUAUUGUAAGUGUAUUUUAUAGGAGAAACCUGCAGUUUACGUCGAGUCGCCGAUGAAACACUCGCCUAAAACUUUGUGAAGGUGAUCCAACCUUCAGCUCCACAUCGAUAUAGACCUGAGAUGAAGCUCGGCUGUUCCGCCGGCUCUUCUCCUCCGUCGGUCUAACAUCCCGUUGUCGUCUGCCUCCUGUAUGUGACACACACACACACGUGAACAGCUGAGCGCAUCGUUGUCCUCGCGCGCCUCUCUGACAUGUCUGCGCGAGCGGAGACGACUCCUCCGGACUCGGUCCACUGACACCCCCCAGGCCCCGUCCGAACAACUUGUUCCUGUGUGAGGAUGAUGAGGAGCCGCUGAGAGGACAGGGCAAUCACUGGAAGGAUGAAGAUUUGGACCACUGAACAUGUCUUCAGUUACCCCUGGGAAACAGUGAUCAAGGCUGCCAUGAGGAAGUACCCCAACCCCAUGAACCCCAACGUGCUCGGCGUAGACGUACUGGAUCGCAAUCUGGACUCAGAGGGACGCCUUCACAGCCACAGGCUCCUCAGCACAGAGUGGGGCUUACCGGGUAUCGUACGAGCGAUCCUGGGAACCAACAGGACUCAGACGUACGUGAAGGAACACUCCAUAGUCGACCCAGAGGAGAAAAAGAUGGAGCUGUGCUCGACAAACAUUACACUCACCAACCUCAUAUCAGUGGAUGAGAGGCUUGUUUACAAACCACACCCGGAAGAUCCUGAGGUGACUGUCCUGACGCAGGAGGCCAUCAUUACAGUGAAGGGCAUGAGUCUAAGCAGUUACCUGGAGGGCAUGAUGGUCAGGAGCAUGUCUGCAAAUGCUCGGAAGGGCUGGGCUGCUAUUGAGUGGAUUAUUCAGAACUCUGAGAGAGAAAGUUCCUCUCUGUGACAUUUACUAACACUGAGCUCCAAGUCUGCACUGAUGACGGCUCUCUCUCCUCCUGCUGAGGGUUUCAGCAGCUUCAGAUCCUCUGCAGCUGCUACUUUACUUUUCACCUCACAGCACUUCUCAUGCAGCUGAAGCACAGGAAAGAAGUUUAAAUGCUUCUCAAAGCUUCGUGGAGGAAUAUUUAGCGGGGCCAUUACUUGUAGGAGUGUUUUUCUUUUUCAUUAACAGGACGUUUUCAUCAUCUUAUGGUGACUAUCGAACCUAAAUACUUUGAAUGUCAUUCCUACGGCACAUUUCAUGUAAAGCUACAGCUUAGCUUCAGUUUGGAAAGGCACUUCAUAAAAACGAGAAUGCAUCAGGGAGGUAUGCAGAUAUUUUAUGUUACUAAUAUGCAACAAACUAUGGUUUUAUUUGACUUAAUGUAGUAUUUUUAUAGUAUUGAAAACUAGGGUUCAAACUAGACCAGGGGUGUCCAGUCUUGGUCCUCGAGGGCCGCUGUCCUGCAUGUUUCACGCCUCUUCAAGUUCUGCAGAGGCUUAAUAAUCAACCUUUCAUUCAAACCCAAAAAGUACUACGUGUACAAUUGACUAAACAUGCAAUAAAUAAUACAGAAAUACUAUGAAAAGUAAAAGUAAGAGAGUUUUACUCUGUUGAGUUGCAGUGAGUAGCUGCCAUCUUGAAUUCUGACCAUGCCAACUUUCCAACAAGGAACUCUCACUGGAGGGGUGUUCCACUUUAAACUUCUGGCUUGUAAGUAGGAAACUCCCACUUCCCAGUAUAACUGGGCCUCAGCAAAAGUAGUCACCGAAAAUGCAAUGAAAGGAAGAUUUUAUACAAUUUCACCAGCUACUGUGAACCUUCACCUAGUGGUGGGAUGCAGGUAUAGGGUUAAAAUAAUCAACCUGCAUUAUGGGAGCUGUAGUUUAUGGUCAGUGCUGGCAUUAAAGCAGCGAAUGCUUGUUUAUCUAAGUUCCCUCUGGGAUAAAUAAAGUAUUUUUGAAUUGAAUCAAAUAGAAUUUAAGACAAUAUUAAUGUUUGAAUCUCACCAGGCCAGAUAAAAUACUGAGGCGGGCCACAUUUGGCUGCACUGAUGCAGGGUAGUGGCCCUCCAGGACCAGGAUUGUAGCCCCCUGGUGCUCAUUAUGUUGUUAUAUUGAGGCACAAACUGUAGAUGAGAUGUUUGCAUGACAGAGACAACAGGAAGGAUGAGACGUUUUUUUUUAAAGAAAGAAUUCAAAAAGAUGGGAUCUCAUUGUGAACAUGGCCUUCUUUUCUUUCGACUUUUAAUGUGUGAAAAUCCAAACACGUUUCUCUAAACUGAACUCAGAUUUGUCUCAAACAAGCAGGUUGGAAAACAGAUUCAUGGCAAAGAGAGGCAGCUGAUUAAAAAACUCUCUGGCCUUCAAGUUGGGCGUAUUUACCCAGUUCUAUGGCCUUAAUCUCACACCUGUGUACACGUGUCCUGCCUCUCAUGCUUCCAAACAUUGUGCUUGAUCCACAGAAGAUACCUACACAUCCUGACCAUCAGGACAGUACUGGAUGUGCCAUGGUGCACUCAUUAUGUGCUAAAAUAUAUUUCUGCAUAGAAUUAA
Molecule: messenger RNA, 2604 nt
Organism: Austrofundulus limnaeus
Lineage: Eukaryota; Metazoa; Chordata; Actinopteri; Cyprinodontiformes; Rivulidae
Gene: prelid3a
Product: PRELI domain containing 3A
Exons: 8
Coding region: 488-1012 (174 amino acids)
Cellular component (GO): mitochondrial intermembrane space
Source: RefSeq, a predicted model, not a curated record